AUGUGGCUCUACCUGGCUGCCCUCUUGGGGCUUUACUUCCUUUACCAAUGGUACCGGGAGAGGCAGACCGUGGAGAACCUCAGAGAGAAAUAUGUCUUCAUCACCGGCUGUGAUUCUGGCUUUGGGAACAAGCUGGCCAGACAGCUGGAUGCCCGGGGCCUGCGUGUGUUGGCGGCCUGUCUCACUCAGAAGGGGGCAGAACAGCUGAAGAAGGCCACAUCAGAGAGACUGAAAACCACCAUUCUGGAUGUCACCAGCACAGAGAAUGUUGAGGCAGCAACCAAGUGGACGAAAUCAUGCAUAGGGAACAAAGGGCUCUGGGGCUUGGUAAACAAUGCAGGCAUAUGUGUCCCAUCUGGUCCCAAUGAAUGGAUGACCAAGGAUGACUUUGCAAAGGUGAUCAACGUCAAUCUACUUGGGCUGAUCGACGUGACGCUGCACCUCCUGCCCCUGGUGAGAAAAGCCAGAGGGAGGGUGGUCAAUAUAUCCAGUGUGAUGGGAAGAGUGGUGUUCUGUGGAGGAGGAUACUGCCCAUCCAAGUUUGGAGUGGAGGCCUUCUCUGACAGUCUGAGGCGUGAGCUCCUCCCUUUCGAAGUCAAACUCAGCAUUGUUGAGCCUGGUGCUUUCAUUACACCCAUUCUGCUAAAUGUGGAAGAGUAUUUCAGCAUUCAGUGGCACCAGACAACUUCUGACAUCAGAGAGUCCUAUGGGCAACAGUACUUUGAAAAACUUUGCAAACUUUAUCAAAGCACCUUGAUGACAGCCAACACCAAUCUCUCCCUGGUCACUGACCACAUAGAACAUGCCCUGCUAUCCCGCUACCCUCGCACUCGCUACUCUCCAGGCUGGGAUGCAAAGCUCUUCUUCAUUCCUUUCUCCUACUUGCCAGCCUCAGUGCAAGACUUCUUGAUGAGCUUCUUUUGGCCAAAGCCAGCACAGCCAAUGUAG
Molecule: messenger RNA, 948 nt
Organism: Elgaria multicarinata webbii
Lineage: Eukaryota; Metazoa; Chordata; Lepidosauria; Squamata; Anguidae
Product: 17-beta-hydroxysteroid dehydrogenase type 6-like
Exons: 5
Coding region: 1-948 (315 amino acids)
Biological process (GO): steroid metabolic process; retinol metabolic process
Cellular component (GO): intracellular membrane-bounded organelle
Molecular function (GO): all-trans-retinol dehydrogenase (NAD+) activity
Source: RefSeq, a predicted model, not a curated record